This is a messenger RNA of Peniophora sp. CBMAI 1063, 1365 nucleotides long. The record is from the annotation of a GenBank genome assembly. Lineage: Eukaryota; Fungi; Basidiomycota; Agaricomycetes; Russulales; Peniophoraceae.
AUGGUGCCUGUUGUGAUGACUGGGCCGAGUAGGGAAGAACAACCGCGCUUGACGAUAACCGGUCAGCAAAGACAAACAAUACUCAACGCGUUCGAGGAAGGCCAUUAUGUGAUGGGAAUCACGAUACUUGGAGGCCUCUGUAACUCGAAUGGCUAUCAACCGGACUACCCACUUAUCCGGCAAUUGCUAUAUUUAUCUCUUUAUCCCCAUGAGCCUAUCAAGGACAGCAUGGACGGAAGUGACUUGCAACGGGCGACAUUCCCCACCUUGGCUGCGACUGAAGCAGCAAACCUCCUUCUCGGUACUCUCGCUGAUAGAUUGUCCCCGUCCCACUUGCUUCCCGCUCUUCCCUCUUACCCGGCCAUCGGCGAACUUCCCUCCGCAAGUCCUCCUCGCAUCAACCACGACACGAGCAUAUCAAAAGUCGUCAUCAUGGCUGAGCGUUUGGCGCACUGUCGGGCAUGCUGGGAUGUUUUGAAGCAAGAUUUCGUAUCUCCCCUUCGCACCGAACGACGAACACUCCCCGGAAGUCCCACGAAGCGUAGCGACAUGGGUUCGCGAUCAGGCUCAACGACUUCUCCACAUAUCGUGGGCUCGAGAUCUUGGUUUACAUUACACUGGCUAUUGCAGCUUUUUGAGAAAGACGAACAGGAGGCCGAACGGACGACAGGCGUGCGCUACUCUCCCCUACUUCUCACGCAGAUUCCCAAUAGAUUGAGCGAACAAAAGAAGAAGUGGGACGCUACUGUUCCUCUCGACAUAGCUUUCUUUUGCGCUGAGCGCGGAGAACGUCAAGACGAGGCGCAGCGGCUAUUCUCCUUGCUCUGCAAUCUGACUUGUUCGGCUGAAUUCGAUGGGCCCAUGUUCGUCAACUCAUUGGCCACACGCUUCUAUCCUGGCUAUGACUACGCGGAGACCGUGAUCUCAAUUCUGCCUGAAACUACUCGAUUCGCGGUGUGUUGUGCUCUAUUGGCCCUACCAACGCGUGGAGAAGCCCGCGGAAGAGCAAGGAAGCAGCCCAUUGCCAGGCGGAAGAAGGCGAACAGCAUUGGCAACGAAGGCGCGCCGCCAGAUUCCCCCACUAUGUCCGUGGUCAACUCGAACCCGGCAAUACUCCGUCCACCUUCCGAAAUCGUGGACUUACUGAAGUCGACCUGGGGUGACGAGGCAGACGCUCUGGUCGUCAAGUUUCACCUCUUACACAGUUAUCUCGAUCUACGGCAUCCCGUGCCAGUCGGAGAAAAUGACGUGGACUGGGAGAACAUGUUACGCACAGGCGCCAUGGAUCAGAUCGUCGAGGCGACUUUCGCGUCUAGGCAGGAUUUAAUGGAUUAUCUACUUGCGAAGCUAGCAACGUGCUCAUGA